This is a messenger RNA of Acanthoscelides obtectus, 218 nucleotides long. Lineage: Eukaryota; Metazoa; Arthropoda; Insecta; Coleoptera; Chrysomelidae. The record is from the annotation of a GenBank genome assembly.
CAUUAAUUUACAUGUAAGACAUGAAAGUUGGUCAUCUUAGGCUGAUCGAUUUUGUCUACUCCAGGAUUUUGUGAUUACUGAAAAUUUCGAUAUAUUUGCAGUCACCGAAACUUGGUUGAAUCAUGGAUAUCGAUCUUCGGAUAUCCGUAUUCCCAAUUACAAUUUUAUACAUGCGGACAGAAUCGGUAGAGGAGGAGGUGUCGGCUUCUUUCUAAAGG